AUGUCGCGGCUGUUCGCGUUAACGUACGUCGUCGUCGCUUUGGCUGUAACGAUCUCGAUAACAAACUCGCUCGAUGGGCCGAGCCAGAGGGCCACGAAAGAGACGGACAGCGAUUCACUUCACAGAGAAUCGUCCCCGUUCUUCCUCCUCCAUUUGCUGAAACUGAAGAAAAACAUUCAGAAGAUCGAGAAAAUCCAAACCACCCUGCCGCCCGCGAAUUGUGUCUGCGUGCCCUACUACCUCUGCGACGCUAAUGGUACCGUCACCACGGAUAAAGUAGGAACGAUCGAUAUUAGGUACCGAAGAUGCACAGGGGAUCAAGAAGUAUGCUGUACCCUGGUGAACGCGACAACCACCACAUCUAAGCCUACGACACCUACUACAACCAUGAAACCGACAACUAUGAAACCAACUACCACGACGACUACAACAACGACCACGACCACGCCUGCCCCGGUGGUGUUCCCAAAUACAGAGGCACCAUUCACCCAAGUCUGCGUCUGUGUUCUGACGUCGCAAUGCGAUCCGAGCGGGGUAAUCGGCUCGUCGGGCGAAGGGGUGAUCAAUCCACGAUUGCAGUACGUUCAGUGUCCCAGCAGCAAUCAGGUCUGUUGCAGACCGUCCAGCGUGAUACAGUUGCCGCCGACCAACCCUCCGGUCGUCAGCCCGCAAAUCUGCGUGUUGUGCGGUAGCAGUAUUCAGUGCAGCAAUGGGAUCGUGAUCCCGGUUAACGUCGGCGUUGCGAGUCCCGUGGCGACUUACGGCCAGCAAGCCUGUCCUGUUCCCGCCACCUGCUGCGGCGGGGUGAAUCCGUUGUACACGAAUGGGAUCCCAGUGGUUCUCGGGCCCGUUAGGUAUCCAGGCACCCUUCAGGCCUGUUACUGCAUGAAGACCUGGCUGUGCUCCGAUGGUAACUCGGUCAGCUGGGAUGGGGCUGGCGCCAUCGACCCCAGGUUCUCUGCGUGCCCAUCCGCGGACGAGGUCUGCUGUCGAGCCGGGACUAUCGUCGGUCAACGACGCCGGGAAUCGCCUAAUGGAUUAUCAGAGAAUAUAGUGAACGGAGAGGCGUCAUUCUCGCAGCCCGGAUGCGGUGUUCAGAACACGACGUACUCACCAGCGCAACCCUAUCCCGUGGAUAACGGCAGAACGUAUUUCGGGGAGUUUCCUUGGAUGGUCGCCUUGCUUGCAUUGCAAACGGAUGGAAAAUAUCUGUUCCAAUGCGGUGGAUCUCUGAUCACCAAUACAGCGGUUCUUACAGCCGCGCAUUGUGUCAUUAAUCGAAACAACGGUAGACUGGUGGCGCGUAUCGGUCAAUUGAACCUGGAAAGCACCAACCAGCCAGUACCCUACCAACAGGUCUACGUGAAGACCGUAGUGACCCACCCGUUGUUUUACAGCGGUGCACUAUUCAAUGAUAUAGCGGUAGUUAUUUUGGACAAGCCGGUCAAUAACAGCGUAAACGUGGCACCUAUUUGUAUACCGCAACAGGGGCUGGUUUUCCCGGCUGGUACCAGGUGCCUUGGGACAGGCUGGGGAAAGAAUUCAUUCGGGGGCACGUAUCAAACCGAGCUACGCAAGGUGCAGCUUCCUAUCGUCGAUCGAACGGAUUGUCAGAAUCGACUCAGGACAACGAAGUUAGGGCCGUACUUUCAAUUGCACAGCUCUUUCACGUGCGCAGGCGGUGAGGCAAACAGGGACACGUGUAGCGGAGACGGUGGAGGACCCCUCGUCUAUCUAACGGCAACGGGACAAUACUUUCAGACUGGCAUCGUGUCUUGGGGAAUCGGUUGCGGAGCAUCCAAUGUACCCGCCGUGUACACGAAUGUCGCGCAAUUCACACAAUGGAUUGAUCAACAAUUAGCUACUUAUGGAUCAGCGAACAAAUCACGAAUCCGGUGUCCGGCACGUCGCAAUCGUGCGGUGUUCCUUGAAGAGACAACUCGUUCUUUGGCAACUGGAAUCGAUACACGGACCUCAAACAUCACGAUGUGGAAACUAUUAUUGUUAACUCUGGUUCUGGCCAGUUAUUCUCUGGCUGCGCCUCAAGAACAAACGAACGCAAAUCUGGAUGCCACGAUAUUGAACGUGUUCGGGCCCCCUCCCGACGGUCAACCGCCCGUCGAUCAAAAACAGUCCGGUGAUUUGGACUCCAUGAUCUCGGAUCUGUUGACCUCAACGUCGCCGACUUACGUAGGAACUCAGAACCAGCCGAAACCGUUGCCGGACGACUGCGAAUGCGUGCCGUACUAUCUUUGUCGCAACGGGACCGUCUUGGAAGACGGAAUUGGGCUAAUUGAUAUUAGGUCUGGUUUCAACGAUGAGGUAGGCCACGGCACCUGUCCAAACUACCUGGACCACUGCUGUAAAACGCCAGACGUGCUCCAACCUGGAGAACAAGUUACGCCACGUCCCCCCCAAAGAAAGGGUUGCGGACAACGACACCCUGACGGUGUUGGUUUCCGGAUCACCGGGUUCGAAAACGAGGCUCAAUUCGGUGAGUUCCCGUGGAUGGUGGCAAUCUUGAAGGAACUGACGAUCGGUGACGGUAAUCAGAAGUUAAUCGGGUACCAGUGCGGUGGUUCUCUGAUCCAUAAACAGGUCGUAUUGACAGCUGCUCAUUGCGUGCAAGGGAAACAACCGCACGAAAUAAAAAUUCGAGCGGGUGAAUGGGACACGCAGACAGCGAACGAGAUCUUCCCCCAUCAGGACCGCAAUGUGCAAAAGGUGAUCGUCCAUGAGAAAUAUCAUUCCGGUGCUCUUUACAACGAUGUCGCUCUUUUGAUCUUAACCGAGCCAGUUGAACUCGCGGAGAAUGUCGAUAUUAUAUGCCUGCCAGACUAUAAUACCGUCUACGAUGGAUCUCGAUGCUUCGCCAGCGGCUGGGGAAAAGAUACAUUCGGUAAACAGGGUCACUACCAGAUAAUCCUGAAGAAAAUUGAAUUGCCGAUCGUUCCACGCGAUAGAUGCCAAAGUAAUUUACGCGAAACCAGAUUAGGAAAAUAUUUCCGUCUUCACGACAGUUUCAUCUGCGCCGGUGGAGAGCCUGGCAAAGACACUUGCAAGGGUGACGGAGGAAGUCCUUUGAUGUGCCCGAACAGAAACGAUCCCAGCAGGUACGAGCAAGUGGGCAUCGUAGCAUGGGGAAUCGAUUGCGGUCAGAGCGGUACUCCAGGUGUCUAUGCUAAUAUUGCUUCGUUACGCAACUGGAUCGACGAUCAGAUGGCUUAUAAUAAUCUGGACAAUACCGUUUACAAUAUUUAACUUAAGAAUAGACUGACUAAUUUUGUAUGUCCGUUGUACGAAUAAAGAUCAUUUAACUA
Molecule: messenger RNA, 3320 nt
Organism: Dufourea novaeangliae
Lineage: Eukaryota; Metazoa; Arthropoda; Insecta; Hymenoptera; Halictidae
Exons: 12
Coding region: 1-3261 (1086 amino acids)
Biological process (GO): proteolysis
Molecular function (GO): serine-type endopeptidase activity
Source: RefSeq, a predicted model, not a curated record